GUCGUCAUCAAGCAGACUAGAAUAGUGUAGAAAAACUCUAGUCAGAGAGGAAAUGAACUAGAGAGAAGAGAAGGGGGAACAGGCCCAGAAGAGAGAAGAGAGAGGGCAGAGGCAAUGGCAGUGGGGAGCUGAAGCUGCAAUGGUCAGGAUGGAGGAGCAGGCUGUGAAGCAGGGCUUCCUGCAUCUUCAGCAGCAGCAGACCUUUGGCAAGAAGUGGCGCCGGUUUGCAGCCGUGUUAUAUGGAGAGUCUGGCUGUGCCCUAGCCAGACUAGAGCUCCAGGACGUCCCUGAGAAGACACGGCGAGGAGAGGCCACUCGGAAGGUUGUCCGCCUCAGUGACUGCUUACGGGUAGCAGAGGUAGGCAGUGAGGCCAGCAGCCCCCGGGACACCAGUGCCUUCAUCCUGGAGACCAAGGAGCGCCUGUACCUACUGGCAGCCCCCUCGGCAGAGCGCAGUGACUGGAUACAGGCCAUCUGCCUGCUGGCUUUCCCGGGACAGAGGAAAGGGUCGCCAGGACUGGAGGAAAAGAGCGGCAGUCCCUGCAUGGAGGAGAACGAGUUGUAUAGCAGCUCCAUCACAGGGCUCUGCAAGGAAUAUACAGUGACCAUACGACCCACAGAAGCCAGUGAGCGUUGCCGGCUCCGAGGGUCCUAUACUCUCCGGACCGGGGUGAGUGCCCUGGAGCUGUGGGGUGGCCCUGAGCCAGGCACACAGCUAUAUGACUGGCCCUACAGGUUUCUUCGACGCUUUGGGCGUGACAAGGCGACUUUUUCCUUUGAGGCUGGCAGACGCUGUCUCUCUGGAGAGGGCAGCUUUGAGUUCGAAACACGGCACGGCAAUGAGAUCUUCCAAGCCUUAGAAAAGGCCAUUGCUGUCCAGAAGAAUGCCACCCCUUCCGGGCCUCCAUCCCUGCCAGCCACAGGGCCCAUGAUGCCCACUGUGCUGCCUCGACCUGAAAGCCCCUAUUCCCGGCCCCACGACUCUCUGCCUUCUCCAUCCCCUGGCACACUGGUGCCUGGCAUGAGGCCAGGGGGCCCUGAGGGGGAGUAUGCCGUCCCCUUUGAUACGGUGGCUCACUCCCUGAGGAAGAGCUUCAGGGGCCUCCUGACGGGCCCCCCUCCACUCCUUCCCGACCCACUGUAUGACAGCAUUCAGGAGGAUCCUGUGGCCCCUCUACCUGACCACAUAUAUGAUGAGCCUGAGGGUGUGGCUGCCCUGUCCCUCUAUGACAGGACACAGAGGCCCUCAGGGGAGACAUGGAGGGAGCCGGCCACUGCCGAUGGGGGUCCCAGCUCCCUCCAGCAAGACUCCUCUGUGCCUGACUGGCCACAGGCAACUGAGUAUGACAAUGUCAUACUUAAAAAAGGCCCAAAGUAGGGGACGGCCAGCAGAUGGGAUAUGUGGUUCCCAGGGAGGUCUUCGGAAGCUGUGGAGGGGAAAUGGCGGCUUCUGGUAGAGUCCUUUUGGUUACUGCCCCUUCCUGGGCCCCAGGCUCGGUGUGCCUUAUUUGUGUACCGUGUGAGUCACUAGCCUGGAGCAGGAAGAGGGCCCUGGAGGGACCCACCCUCCUCCUACACUUUUCCACUUCCUCCCACUGCCUUGGGUCUAAAGGGAACUGGGGCCAUUUCUCUUAAGAGACAAAGGGUUUCCACAGAUGUCCUGGCUCCUUGGUGUGGGCAGGCCUCCUGCCUAUAGAUGUUUUGUUCCUGGGACAACCCUGGCUUCUGGUUAGCAGCGAGAGUGGCUGUUGUCCCUCUAGCUCCCAGAGUUUUCUAUACAUUAAACCAAUUUCGAACUAC
Molecule: messenger RNA, 1800 nt
Organism: Mus caroli (Ryukyu mouse)
Lineage: Eukaryota; Metazoa; Chordata; Mammalia; Rodentia; Muridae
Gene: Dok2
Product: docking protein 2
Biological process (GO): cell surface receptor protein tyrosine kinase signaling pathway; positive regulation of MAPK cascade; Ras protein signal transduction
Cellular component (GO): cytoplasm
Source: RefSeq, a predicted model, not a curated record